Portunus trituberculatus (swimming crab) is the source of this 1035-nucleotide messenger RNA. RefSeq names its product homeobox-leucine zipper protein HOX21-like. The transcript is spliced from 6 exons. Lineage: Eukaryota; Metazoa; Arthropoda; Malacostraca; Decapoda; Portunidae. The coding region runs from base 411 to 869 and encodes 152 amino acids. The record is from RefSeq and is a predicted model, not a curated record.
UUAAGUGAGUGUGCGUGUGUGUUGAGUAGCCGGGACAACGUACUUUUUUUCGUAAUUUUCCCGUGAGGAGUGUACAGGACUAUUAUUGGUCCUUAUUGACGUCAGGGCAGCGGCGGCCAGAACAAGGCACUCUGAACACGUCGGAAAAAAAAGAAAACUGCAGGUGCGUAAGGAACGGAUUGACAAAGGCGAGGCAAAGGAAGGGAAAUGAAGAAAGAAAGGACUGGUUUCAUUUGACUGCCUAAUCUUUCUGCCUCACACUUCCUCACGCUUCGCUCUCCUCCUGCCACACGCUGUAAGGAGCGUGACCACACCUGGGCAGCGCCGCCACGACCCUCCCCAGCCGGCAGGAAGCUUGGAUAAGGCUGAUGAAGUAGAGCGAGAGAAGUGGAAGGAGAAGAGAUCGAGAAAUGCGGCGUUCAGUCUUGGCAGUGCGGCGCCAAGAUGGUUAUCCCAGCAACAUGAACUAUUACCGAGUGUUACCUGAUGUGCUUCAUAAUCCAGCAAAGUCACUCAAGAGGAGAUGGGAGACGCGAGGGAAGCUGCACCCCCCGCCCACAUUUAAUGCAGCGAUGAAGGCUUUGGGCGAUUCUCUAUUGGCUGAAAAUAAUCAUCAUCGUCAUCAACAUCAUCGUCAUCAUCACCAUCAUCAUCAUCGGCACAGCAGCACUAAAAUGAUGGUCGCGGAAGGCGACUACGACAAAAGGGAGGAAAGAAGAAAUGACAAGAGGGGACGGGAGGAAAGACGACGAUAUGGAGGGGAGAGGAUUAAAGGCGAUGACGAUAAGAGGGGAGGAGGAAAGGACGACGAUGACAACAGGAAAGGGAAAGAAAAAAAAAAUUUCUUCUCUAAGUGUAUUAAAGUGUAAUUGGAAACGGGGCGUGAUCGUGAAGACACGAGUGACGGGCUGGUCUAACGGUACAGGGCGCUAGACACAGACCCCGUUGUAUAUUACUUCUCUCCCCUUUCUUGUUAUCGUCGUUCUCUUCUUCCUUUUCUUUUCUGUAGUCUUACAAAUAUUAUAUACAAAAUAA